Platichthys flesus (European flounder) is the source of this 507-nucleotide messenger RNA. RefSeq names its product phospholipase A2, minor isoenzyme-like. Gene Ontology annotation, molecular function: phospholipid binding; calcium ion binding. Lineage: Eukaryota; Metazoa; Chordata; Actinopteri; Pleuronectiformes; Pleuronectidae. The record is from RefSeq and is a predicted model, not a curated record. The transcript has 4 exons. Gene Ontology annotation, biological process: lipid catabolic process; phospholipid metabolic process; arachidonate secretion. The coding region runs from base 1 to 507 and encodes 168 amino acids.
AUGAACGCCCUUCGAACUCUGUUUCUCUUGGCCGCCGGCCUCUCUGUGGUUGUGUAUAACCAGAAUUCUAAUCCUUCCAGCUUGCUGUGGUCCAAGGGCACCAUCCAAAGGAGGGCAGUCCACCAGUUCAGAAAAGGUAUCAAGUGCCUGGUGCCAGACAGCUUGCCAGUUUUGGACUACGCUGACUACGGCUGCUACUGUGGAUAUGGCGGCUCUGGCACGCCUGUGGACGAGCUGGACAGGUGCAGGUGCUGCGAGAUGCACGACCAGUGUUUUGAUAACGCCAUGCAGCACGACGCAUGCUGGUCCAUCUUCGACAACCCUUACACCGAGAUCUACACCUACAGCUGCACCGUGUCCACUUUCUCAUCCUCAGAGAACAAUAAUGCACGUGCGACGUUCAUCUGCGAGUGUGACAGGAAGGCUGCCGAGUGUUUUGCCAAAUCGCCUUACAACGAUGAGAACAAGCACCUGCCCAGUGACCAAUGUCAGUCCCUGGGCAGUUAA